AUGUUGGCAGGAGGGCAUCUUGUUGAGGAAGUGCUUGAACAAGAGGGUGUCAAAUCUGAGGAGGUGCAAAAGCGUUUGCUGCAUUUUGGUUUUGACAAACUUCAAGAUAAAUCCAAGUUUUCAGCCAUGGAUAAAUCUUGGAUAAAUGCAGAUAGGGAUACUUUAAAAUAUGAAUUGGGUGUUGAAAAUUUCUUGAUUUUUGCUGAACAAAAUGCUAGUAACUCUAAGAGAAUUCGUUGCCCUUGCUCAAGAUGUGUAAACUUCAAAAAAAAGUCGAUUAAAGUCAUUAGGGGACAUCUUUUUGAUUAUGGCUUCAGUUUGGGGUACACAAACUGGAUGUGGCAUGGAGAACCUACAUUGUCCUCCUGUGCUAGUGCACCUAGUGGUUUAGGCCAGCCUCCAAACCUUGUAUUUGGUUCUGAAACUGUUGAUAUGUGUCAAGCAGCUUUCAAUGAAGGUGAUUAUGAUGAGGACUCAUAUGAGUUUAAUAAGUUUGUUGAUGACGCAGAAACUCCAUUAUUUGAAGAUAGUGAACACACUAAGUUAGAUGCAUUGGUGCAACUUCACAAUUUGAAAGCUAGGUACGGCAUGAGUGAUACUUGCUUUUCUGAGUUACUUGCUACUGUUGGGUCUUUGCUUCCAAAAGAUAAUGUAUUGCCUCAAACUAUAUAUGAGGCAAAGAAGACUCUCACUAAUUUGGGGCUACAAUAUGAGAAAAUACAUGCAUGUCCUAACGACUGCAUAUUGUAUCGGAAACAGUUUUCUGAUGCAAGUACUUGUCCUAAGUGUGGGGUCUCUCGUUGGAAGCUAAAGAAGGAUAAAACAAUCAAAGUGGGGCAACCCGCCAAGGUGUUGUGGUACUUUCCUAUAAUUCCCAGAUUUAAGCGCUUAUUUAGAUCUGUCGGAACUGCUGAAAUGCUUACUUGGCAUGAGGAUAAGCGAACUAAGGAUGGAUACAUGCGCCAUCCAGCUGAUUCUCCUGCUUGGAAGUUGGUUGAUUAUAAGUGGCCAGAAUUUGGUAGUGAUUCAAGAAAUCUUCGGUUAGCAUUGUCAGCAGAUGGUAUUAACCCACAUAGCUCUCUAAGUAGUAGGUAUAGUUGUUGGCCCGUAAUAUUGGUGACUUAUAAUCUUCCUCCAUGGUUAUGCAUGAAGAGAAAGUUUAUGAUGUUAUCUCUAUUAGUUUCUGGUCCCAAACAGCCAGGAAAUGACAUUGAUAUUUACCUGGAGCCAUUAAUUGAUGAUUUGCGAACUUUGUGGGAUGGAGUUAAUGAUGUGUAUGAUGCUCAUAGGAAAGAAUACUUCACUCUAAGGGCUGUUUUGUUGUGGACCAUCAACGACUUUCCCGCAUAUGGAAACUUAUCGGGGUGCAUCACUAAAGGUUACAAAGCAUGUCCAAUUUGUGGUGACACAACUUCAGCCAUCCAUUUGCCCCAUAGUAGGAAAAUGUCUUAUGCCUGCCACCGUAAGUUCCUGCCUCGUCAUCAUCCUUAUCGGAGGGCCAAAAAAGCAUUUAAUAAUGAGCAAGAAUUUGAAGUUGCACCUACACCAUUAUCCGGAGAGGAAGUGUUAAAGAGGGUAGAACAUGCUAGUUAUGAGUAUGGGAAGGGAAAAAAGAAGAAGAAUUCAAUGGCUGCCGGUACUUCUUGUUGGAAGAAAAAAACCAUUUUUUUCAACUUAGAGUAUUGGAAAUCUCUUCAUAUUCGCCAUUCUCUCGAUGUAAUGCAUAUUAAGAAGAAUGUUUGCGAAAGUGUGAUUGGUACCCUACUAAACAUGCCUUCUAAGACAAAGGAUAGUGUGGCUGCCCGUUUAGAUAUGGUUGACAUGGGUGUUCGUCUUGAUUUGGGUCCAAAUAUUGGGGAGAAAAAAACAUUUUUGCCUGCUGCCCCUUAUACUUUGUCGAGAGCAGAGAAGAUAAAAAUGUGUACUUCUUUCUUGUUUAUGAAAGUUCCUUAUGGUCAUUCAUCAAACAUUAAAAAUUUGGUGUCCAUGGAUGAUUUGAAAUUGUAUGGAUUGAAGUCACAUGAUUGUCAUACAUUAAUGCAACAGUUGCUUCCUGUGGCCAUUCGUUCGGUGCUUCCCAAGCAUGUUCGAAUUUCUAUAAUGAGGCUGUGCUUCUUUUUUAAUGCUCUGUGCACCAAAGUGGUUGAUGUGUCAAAGUUGGAUAAGUUGCAAUCUGAUUUGGUUCUGACCUUGUGUGGGUUAGAGAAGAUAUUCCCUCCCUCCUUUUUUGACAUAAUGGUGGAUGUACCCAUUUGA
Messenger RNA from Rosa rugosa (rugosa rose), 2256 nucleotides. RefSeq lists its product as uncharacterized. The transcript is spliced from 3 exons. The record is from RefSeq and is a predicted model, not a curated record. Lineage: Eukaryota; Viridiplantae; Streptophyta; Magnoliopsida; Rosales; Rosaceae. Bases 1 to 2256 code for a protein of 751 amino acids.